Messenger RNA from Macrobrachium nipponense, 498 nucleotides. Its product is annotated as sorting nexin-24-like. The coding region runs from base 1 to 498 and encodes 165 amino acids. The record is from RefSeq and is a predicted model, not a curated record. The transcript has 3 exons. NCBI's taxonomy places the organism in Eukaryota, Metazoa, Arthropoda, Malacostraca, Decapoda, Palaemonidae. Gene Ontology annotation, molecular function: phosphatidylinositol phosphate binding.
AUGAUAAGGGCUUAUAUUCCACGCUAUCGACUUGUGGAAGGUGAGAGUGGACGAAGCCAUUAUGUGUAUACAAUUGAAGUCUGUUACUUAGGCAAGGUUCACCGUAUUGAGAAACGUUAUUCUGCUUUCCAUAGUUUAUAUAAAGAGCUGCGCAAGUUAUAUCCAACAGCUGAAUUUCCUCCAAAGCGCCUAAGAAAUACAACUUCCAAAGUCUUAGAAACUCGCCGAGCAGGUCUGGAGUUGUGGCUUCACUCGGCACUGCUUCUCCAACCAUCACCACCUGCACUUUUAUCUUUCCUGCAGGUUUCCAAUUAUCAGCUACCCCAUCAAGAGUGUGAAGGAAGUGGAUCAGAGGAGAGCCCUUCUCAUCAACCUAUGCUGAUAUUUACUCAAGAUCCAUAUUUGGCAGCCCAUACCAGCAGCACUAAUUUGCCCAAUAUGCUUAGCAAGGGUGUCAUAACUGCUCUGUAUGAUCCAAGUUUUCAGAUGCCUGCCUAA